Molecule: messenger RNA, 1872 nt
Organism: Cotesia glomerata
Lineage: Eukaryota; Metazoa; Arthropoda; Insecta; Hymenoptera; Braconidae
Exons: 2
Coding region: 1-1872 (623 amino acids)
Molecular function (GO): catalytic activity
Source: RefSeq, a predicted model, not a curated record
AUGAACUACAAAUUCAAAGUUUUAUUAAAUAGUACUGAUAUCAGUGAUAGAACGUGGGUAAAUGUGGUACAGAUUGGUGGAAGUGAUGGUUUAGUUAUUGUCAACGUGUAUAGAUCACCAAACAGUCGUGUGAGUCAGUUUAAGGUUAAUAUGGUGGAUCUAUUCGAAAAUUAUAUUGAUAAGGGGAAAUUGAUAAUAGUAGGUGAUUUCAACCUAGACGUUGGCAGUGUCAAAGACCGUUAUGCUAGGAAAUUUGUUGAUGAGUGUACCUUGAUGGGGCUCAAUCAAUUAAUUAAAGUGCCGACGAGAUCAACCUUGACAUCAGAUACAAUAAUUGAUCUUGUGUUCUCGAAUUUUGAUUUGUGUACUGAAGUAAAUUACAAGAAAUUAGAUCAAGAUCUAUUUUUUGAUGUCUUUACUGAUAAAUUUAAGUCAAAUGGUCAGAUAAAAAAUAGUGAUGUAGUAGAGGUAUUGUUAGAACAAUUUAAUAGUAGUGUGAUAGAUGCUCUUGAUGUGGUAAUACCAAAAACUGAAAUAAUUUGUAAAUCUAAACCUUAUAAAGGAUGGAUAACAGAAGAUUUGGUUAAAAAAAUGAAAGAUAGAGAUAGAUUAUUUUAUAUAUCGAAAAAUUCAGGGCUAGAGGAAGAUAUUAAAAAUUACAAAAGAAUAAGAAAUGACAUUUUAGAUGAGUUAAGGAAAUGCAAAAGAGCUUAUAAUGAUAAAAAUAUUGAUGAAAACAGAAAUGAUGGUAAAAUUCUUUGGAGAAGGUUACAGGAACUGAUCGGGAGUAAAAAGGAUCAAAAUGUUAUUGAUAGUAUUGAACUAGAUGGUAAAAUUUUAACGGAUAGUCUGACAAUCUCUAAUGAAUUUAACCAUGAUUUUGUGGACAGUAUUGACAAAAUUGUAAAAGAUAUAGGUUAUGUUUCGAUAGAUGGUAGAAGUAACAAUUAUAGUAAUGAUCAGAAGUGGGAUAGAUUUGAUGAAUUGGAUGAAAAUAAAGUAGAUAAAAUUAUAAAGAAUUUGGAUGAUAAUAAAGGAUAUAAUAAUGAUAUAAAUUCAGUAAUUUUAAAAUAUAUAUGGAAUUUCAACAGGAAUAUUAUAUUAAAUAUCAUGAAAAGAUCGCUUAUGUCCGGUGUUGUACCAAAUAGUAUAAAAAUAUCUACGAUAGUGCCAAUACAAAAAAUAAAAAAUAGUAUUAAAAUUUCUGACUUUAGACCAAUUAAUCCAUUGCCAGUAAUCGAACAGAUAUUAGAGAGUAUAGUAAAAGAGCAACUAGAGAAAUUUAUUGAUAUGAAUAAAAUAUUGAAUGAGGAACAAUCUGGAUUCAGAAAAGAGCACUCAUGCGAAACAGCCAUGCAGUGUUCUUUGAUAGAUUGGAGAAAUAAUAUUGAUAAGGGACUAUACAUAGGUGUUGUAUUCAUUGAUUUUUCUAGAGCAUUUGAGACAAUAAACAGAAAUGAACUAUUGAUACUUUUAGGUAAAUGGGGGAUUGGUGGCGUUGUAUUGAAUUGGUUUAAAUCGUACUUAAAAGACAGAAAACAAGUCGUUAAAUUUAAUGAUAGUAUUUCGGAGAAGCUUGAUGUUGAACAUGGUGUGCCUCAAGGCUCUAAGCUGGGUCCACUAUUAUUUAUAUUGUAUAUUAAUGAAAUAAUAAAUUUAAUGAAAGAACAGGGUGCUGUCUGUAGACUUUUUGCUGAUGAUAUGAAGAUAUAUUUUGCUAGUAAAAAUGUUAAAGAAAUAGAGUAUAUAUUGAACAAAUGUCUAAACAUACUUGAAAUAUGGCUUAAAAAACAUCAAUUAAAAAUAAAUGUAAAAAAGACUGUGUUUAUGAUGUUACAUGAUGUGAGAAAAGAGUAUGAAAUGGGUAGUUGA